Messenger RNA from Plodia interpunctella (Indianmeal moth), 3080 nucleotides. RefSeq names its product probable peroxisomal acyl-coenzyme A oxidase 1. Gene Ontology annotation, molecular function: FAD binding; acyl-CoA oxidase activity; fatty acid binding. Gene Ontology annotation, biological process: fatty acid beta-oxidation using acyl-CoA oxidase; lipid homeostasis. Gene Ontology annotation, cellular component: peroxisome. The transcript has 13 exons. The coding region runs from base 99 to 2102 and encodes 667 amino acids. The record is from RefSeq and is a predicted model, not a curated record. NCBI's taxonomy places the organism in Eukaryota, Metazoa, Arthropoda, Insecta, Lepidoptera, Pyralidae.
ACAUUUCAUUUCUUUCAUUACAGCACCGCUGGCGAACGGUAUAAAGGAGAGAGUGGUGUGGAAAUUAAAUCGAAAAAUAAUUUUAUUUAGAAAUAAAUAUGACCGAUAAAAUAAACCCUGAUUUACAAAGAGAAAGGGAUAAGUGCACAUUUAAUGUGACUGAAUUAACCAAUUUUAUUGACGGAGGUGUAAUAAACACUGAGGAGCGUAGGAAACGAGAGGACCUUUUGCUUAAAGAGGGUAUUCAUUUGGAAGAGGUGCCAUCUGAGUAUCUAAGCCAUAAAGAAAAAUAUGAACUGGCCGUCAAGAAAGCAUGCCUUCUAUUCAAAGUCAUCAGAAGAAUGCAAGAAGAAGAGAGUACUGGCAUGGAAAAUUUCAUGUCUGUACUCGGUGGGACCCUGGGUUCUGCCAUACUGUCGGAUGGGUCCCCCUUAACCCUGCAUUAUGUGAUGUUCAUCCCCACUCUCUUGGGUCAAGCUACAGUGGAACAACAGGCAUAUUGGAUCGGAAGAGCGUUCAAUUUGGACAUCAUUGGUACUUAUGCUCAGACCGAAUUGGGACACGGCACAUUCAUCCGAGGACUAGAAACAACAGCAACAUACGACCCUAACACCAAAGAGUUUGUGUUGCACAGCCCUACGCUUACCUCCUACAAAUGGUGGCCAGGCGGACUUGCCCACACAGCCAACUACUGUAUUGUGAUGGCCCAAUUGUACACUAAAGGCGAAUGCCAUGGUCUCCACCCGUUCAUAGUGCAACUGCGUGACGAGGAAACCCAUAUGCCACUAAAGGGAAUAAAAAUAGGCGAGAUUGGGGCCAAAUUGGGAAUGAACGGGACAAAUAAUGGAUUCCUUGGCUUCGAACAUGUGAGGAUACCGAGAGAUCAUAUGCUGAUGAAGAAUUCUAAAGUGCUUGAAGACGGCACGUAUGUCCACUCUCUAAACUCGAAGCUGACGUAUGGCACAAUGAUGUUCGUUCGAGUCGUGUUAGUGCAGGACAUGUGCACGUACAUGGCUAAGGCUGUCACCAUCGCGACUAGAUACUCCGCAGUAAGGAGGCAGUCGCAACCUAAACCUGACGAACCCGAACCUCAAAUCCUGGACUACGUGACGCAACAGCACAAACUCAUGAUCGGCAUUGCAACAGUACACGCGUUCAGGCUCAGCGCUAAUUGGCUGUGGCACAUGUACAACAAUGUCAUCGCUGAAUUGGAUACGGGAGACCUGGAACGGUUGCCUGAGCUCCACGCGCUGUCGUGCUGCAUCAAAGCGGUGACGACAUCGGACGCGGCGGAGUGCGUGGAGCGGUGCCGCCUGGCGUGCGGCGGACACGGCUACAUGCUGGCCUCCAACCUGCCCACCACGUACGGGAUGGUCACCGCUGCCUGCACUUACGAGGGGGAGAACACUGUGCUACUGCUCCAGACUGCUAGAUACCUAGUGAAGGCGUGGCAGCAGGCGGCAGGCGGUAACGCCUUACCACCAACAGUAUCGUAUCUGUCGGGAGGCGAGGGUCGCCGCUCCCCGCCCUGGGACAACUCCGUGCCGCACAUACUGGACGGAUUCCAGAGGGUCGCUAGAGGUAAAAUCAGCCUGUGCGUGGCCAACAUCGAGAAACGUCAAAAGAGUGGACUCUGUUACGAGGAUGCGUGGAACUUGACCUCUGUGCAGCUGGCCAAUGCUUCAGAGGCCCACUGUCGCCUGAUACUCCUGUCGACAUACUACUCGGAGACACAGACGCUCUCACAGAAUCUGUCGCCAGCUCUGAGGCAAGUGUUGACGCUGCUGGUGGAGCUCUAUGUGGUCUACUGGGCGCUGCAGAGGGUCGGCGACCUGCUCAGGUUCACGUCGAUAUCGGAGCGCGACAUCGAGCGGCUGCAGCGCUGCUACGAGGAGCUGCUGGCGCGGCUGCGCCCCGACGCUGUGGCGCUCGUGGACGGCUUCGACUUCAGGGACGAGAUUCUACACUCUGCCCUGGGUUCAUACGACGGUCGCGUAUACGAGCGGCUGAUGGACGAAGCCAUGAAAAGCCCGCUAAACGCUAAACCCGUCAACGACAGCUUCCACAAAUACUUGAAGCCUUUCAUGCAGGGAAAAUUGUAAUUUCUAAUAUCGUUCUUCUUUCGCCUGCCAGGAUUCCAAACUAAAAAAAAGAAAUAAUUUUAUCUUUUUUUUUUUGGCGUCGUGAUGUCAAAAUGUUAUUAAGCCAAGCUAAUCCCUGACGUAAUAACAUUUAACAUCACGACGCCAGUCUUGUCGCUACUGUUGUUUUUUUCGAAAGGGAGAAAUAUAAUUGAAGCCGCACUGUCUGUACCAUGGAAUUAGUAGGUACUCCGUUGUACGUACCAAGUACCUACGAAUUCCAUGGUCUCUAUAUCAGAUGGACUGAGAAGUUACCAUAAACAUUUGUUUUCACAAAGAACGGCCAAACUGAUAUUGAAAAGCUGCCGUUGUACAAAAACGCUUAUUCAUAUAUAAUUUUUAUGACAACUAAGUUCUGUAACACAGUUUAAAGUUGCUAGAUUAUAAAUUACUUUCAGACACAGCAAGAACAAGAUAUUUGCGAAUUGAAAUUUGUGUUCUCACUUUUUCAAAAGGAACUUGGUUGUAAUUUGAAUUAAUUUAUUUCUUAUCGAAUUAAUAUAUUUUUUAAUGGUGGAUGUAAACUAGGCUUAGUAUUUUUUUAAAGAUCUUUUUUUAUUAUACUUAUUUAGUACUGUUAGACUAUAGUACAGCACAGAACACAGAAAGAAACUGAACACAAGCCUCAUCUGACCGGACCAAUAGCCACCAAGUGUAUUUUAUUAGUAAAAAUACUAAAGUAGCUACACGUGCUAUAAAAUUUAGUUCUUCUUUAUGUGUUCUGUGAAAAACAGGGUGGAAGAUUGAAUUUGAAUAGAUAUCUAUUUUUGUUCUAAGGUGAGUGGUAAUAAAUUUAGUAAUAUUUAAUCUGUGGUGGUGGAUGUCAGACAUUCCAUUUGUGCAAAGCAAUAUCCACAGUAUUACAUUAACAUUUCGCAAAAGAGAUUGAAUCUUGAGAUUGAAUUGAUGUAUUUUUUAAAUAAAGUUUUAUAUAUUGUU